AUGAAUUUGGAGGAUUUUGCUGUGAAACAUUGUCCUCCGAGCAUUUAUUAUGUACCAGACUUUAUUACCAUCGAGGAAGAAGCUGCUAUACUACAGGCAGUUGAUAACACCCCUAAACCACGAUGGACCCAAUUAUCUAAUCGACGAUUGAUAAAUUAUGGAGGUGUUCCUCAUCCGAAGGGCAUGAUAGCUGAAAGCAUUCCAACAUGGUUAAAUUACUAUGUUGAUUGUAUUAACCACCUAAACGUGUACCAGGAUGGAAAACAAGCAAACCAUGUGCUCGUCAACGAGUAUUUACCGGGUCAGGGAAUAAUGCCUCAUCUAGAUGGGCCUCUGUUUUUUCCUACCAUCACAACAAUUUCAUGUGGUUCUCAUACGAUACUAGAGUACUAUGAUCAAAUCGAAAAUAAGACUGCAGAUACCAGUAGCUCAUUAACUCGGCAGCAGACAACAAAAAUUUUUCUGGAGCCGCGCAGUUUACUGAUUGUAAAGGAUGACAUGUAUCAUAGAUAUCUGCAUUCUAUAGGAAAUUUAGAAUAUGAUCUAAUUGAUGAUGAAAUAGCAAAUUUGUCACUUGUAAAAAACGUUAACAUCGGCGAUAUUUUGCCCCGUAAAACUAGAAUAUCCUUAACAAUCCGCCAUGUGCCAAAAACAAGUAAAAUGAAAAUAAAAUUAACUUAGCGCUAAUUUGUAUCGAUCAAGUGAA
Messenger RNA from Anopheles nili, 706 nucleotides. RefSeq names its product alpha-ketoglutarate-dependent dioxygenase alkB homolog 6. The transcript is spliced from 2 exons. NCBI's taxonomy places the organism in Eukaryota, Metazoa, Arthropoda, Insecta, Diptera, Culicidae. The record is from RefSeq and is a predicted model, not a curated record. The coding region runs from base 1 to 681 and encodes 226 amino acids.